AUGGGUUUGGAGCCGUUGGAGCCGUAACUGUAGAGCUGUAGCGCUAGAGAGCUGUGCACCCGCCAUGCCAGAGCUGACUUCCAAGGGCACGACCAUUUCCAAGAAAGGCUUCAAAAAAGCUGUAACCAAAACCCAGAAGAAGGAAGGCAAGAAGCGCAAGCGAUGCCGCAAGGAGAGCUAUUCCAUUUACAUCUACAAGGUGCUGAAGCAGGUGCACCCCGACACCGGCAUCUCGUCCAAGGCUAUGAGCAUCAUGAACUCUUUCGUCACUGACAUCUUCGAGCGCAUCGCGGGCGAGGCGUCGCGCCUGGCGCAUUACAACAAGCGCUCGACCAUCACGUCCCGGGAGAUCCAGACGGCCGUGCGCCUGCUGCUGCCCGGGGAGCUGGCCAAGCACGCCGUGUCCGAGGGCACCAAGGCCGUCACCAAGUACACCAGCUCCAAGUAGACUCGCCAAGCUUUCCAUCAUUUACCACUUCGCCUUCCAUGGAUUCAUUUUAUUGUGAUUUCUCCUAGCUUCUUUAGGGGAGUGCUUCCUUCACAAAGACACUUCUCACAGUGCGUGGUUUUGAUAGAAAUGAAUUUCAGUUUCCACAGUUCGCAACUUGAUCUUAGCCAAAAGGCCGAGAAGUGAUCAGUUUCCACAGUUCAGUUAAACACCACCAACUGCCCUACAACACAGUUCACAUUUCAAUAGUGAGUCACUGUCUAAAUGACAAACUUCAUUGCUGGAUCUUCAGUUCACAAGUCACUGUACAAAUGACAGAUGUGCGUCGUGAUCUAUCAUGUGACUUAUCCUGUCACUUAUUGUAAAAUGUGUUGUCCCUGGACAGUGCACAUGUUACCCUGUCUGUGCACAAAUAGAAAGCAUGUACUUUUAGUUGCCGCUUUGUCUCCCAGUGAUCAUUGUGCCCAACAAAAAAUGAUAAUCAAAAGAGAGUUAGCCACCACGAUGAAAGUGUAACAAAAAAAUAGAAAGUAAUAACCCUACCAGUGGAAUUCGAGUGGAAUAUAAAUGGCAUUCUAGAAGAAAGAGCCAGCAGUAGGGCGGCUGG
Molecule: messenger RNA, 1055 nt
Organism: Acinonyx jubatus (cheetah)
Lineage: Eukaryota; Metazoa; Chordata; Mammalia; Carnivora; Felidae
Product: histone H2B type 1-A
Exons: 2
Coding region: 65-448 (127 amino acids)
Cellular component (GO): nucleosome
Molecular function (GO): structural constituent of chromatin; DNA binding; protein heterodimerization activity
Source: RefSeq, a predicted model, not a curated record